Molecule: messenger RNA, 690 nt
Organism: Engraulis encrasicolus (European anchovy)
Lineage: Eukaryota; Metazoa; Chordata; Actinopteri; Clupeiformes; Engraulidae
Product: GTPase IMAP family member 8-like
Exons: 2
Coding region: 103-690 (195 amino acids)
Molecular function (GO): GTP binding
Source: RefSeq, a predicted model, not a curated record
GUACUCAAACAGAGUAGAGACACAAGAGCCUCACUGGGUAUAGCAGUGUGAGGUAAGAGGUCCCUUAUGUUGGUACCUGCAUUUGUCAGUUAGAGGCUGCUGAUGAUCCAAAAUAAGACGCAGAAUAUGGAAGCAGUCCAGAGCUCUACCUAUCCUGUCACCCUGGUUCUGCUGGGGGAGUUUGGCUGUGGGAAGAGUGCCAGUGGAAACACCAUCCUGGGAGAAAACAAGUUUGCAUCAAGGGCCACUGCAGGACCACUCACCACUCAGUGUCAGAAAGAAGAGAGGGAUCUCAAUGGAAAACGGGUGACAGUCAUCGACACCCCAGACUUCUUUGAUCAACACAUUAAAGAUCCAGAAAGACAUGUUAGGCAGUGCAGAGAGAUGUGUAAGGGCAGGGAGUGUGUGUACCUGCUGGUCAUCCAGAUUGGCCGCUUCACUGAGAGAGAGAGAGACAUCUUAGAGAGACUAGAGAAGAAACUGGGGAGGAUUGGAGAGAGAACCAUCAUCCUCUUUACAUAUGGGGAUAAUCUGAAAUAUGGUCAGAGUAUUGAUGAUUAUGUCAGAAGCACCGACCCACACCUCCAGAGGUUGAUUGGGAAAUGUAGGGACAAGUAUCAUGUGUUCAACAAACAAGAACAGAGAAGAGUGGAGAGUGCAGGUGGAGAGGCUCAUGGAACAGGUAUAUAA